Molecule: messenger RNA, 780 nt
Organism: Ilex paraguariensis (yerba mate)
Lineage: Eukaryota; Viridiplantae; Streptophyta; Magnoliopsida; Aquifoliales; Aquifoliaceae
Source: the annotation of a GenBank genome assembly
AUGGAAGGUGCUGAUCCACCACAUAGGAUUUUGGAUCGAACGGGCUUGAUGGCGUCGGAGCUGACGCUGACGCUGACCAGCGAUGGUGAUUCAAGCCGUUUUGAUGAACAGGAAGAGACGUCGAAUCUGGGGGAAUCUCAGGCGAGAGAAUCAACGCCUACUGAAUGGACAGAUGAGAAGCAUAGUUUGUAUCUCAAAUCUAUGGAAGCUUCGUUUGUUGACCAGUUGUACAGUUCUUUUGGUUUACUUCGUUGGAGCCCGCAAAGAAACAGCUCAUUGGAUCCCCAAUCCUCCAGGCAAAUGCAUGCCAGUAACUGUGUCCCUUCUGGCCAGUAUAAGGUUCUUCAAGAUGGCUGUUGGGCAAAGAUCAAUUUCAGAAGAGAUGAAUCUCAGUUAAACAAGGCAGAUGGGCCUGGUGUUCUUUUAGCGAAUCCAUGGAUUCGGCAUUUUAGGUCUGGAUGCAGACCCAUGGUUAAAACAUCUGCUUCCCGAAAAAAACCUGCAUUAGCUACUGCUUCAAAUCGGUUUCCUGGGUCUCAAUCUCAUUUAUGUGGCCAUGAUUCAAUUGGAAGCAGUGCAGAGGUGUCAGAUCAAAACUUCGUCAAUGCUGAUGCUGAGAAAGAGAACUCAAGUGUGAUGUCCAUCGCCAAAAGGAUGAAAGCUACAGUAGUUGCUUCUUCGAGCAAUGAUCAAGUUGUUCCUUUGGUAAGUUUCCUGAAUCAGAGGAUGUUGGGGGGAAUUGUGUUUCCCCAAAAAAGUAGUGCCUUCUUGUUGUGGUGA